UUAUGUAGUCAAAAAAGUUUUAUAUGUGUUAUAAAAAUAGGUUAUAAAGGAAUACGGCCUAAUACGGCAAGCAUCUAAAAUAAAUGUUUAGUAUUUAAAAUAAAUAUAACUAUUAUAUAUCGAAAAUGGUUCGCGUUAUCACCCAAGAAACUUUUGAUGAGGUAGUGAAGGAGAAUAUGGAAGAUUUCGAUAUGAGUCUUGAAGAUGCAAUAACAGAGGCUACUGCACAAUUUCAGGCCCAAGGAGUUGAUUUAUCAAACAUAAUAAAAGAUCUUUCCCUGGGCACAGGUGAUCAUCAAGUUAUUAUGAUCAUAAAUAAUUUAAGAGAAAUAUGUAUUCAUGAAAACCAUGAUGACAAAUUAAUGCUGAAUGAGCUCGCCAAUCUGCAGGUAGAAUGCAAUAAAGACAUUGCACAUAGGGUGAAGGCUGGUAAAGAAGGUGCUUAUGAUAUUCUAAUCAAUUUGUUAGAAAGAAGACAAAAGAAAUAUAUAGAAAGACCUAAUGAUAAUGACAAAAAAGUUAUCGUAUGCAUACUGAAAACUUUUGUGUCAUUAAUGGAUGUCCAACCAGACUUGUUAGGCCAUAAAGGUGUUGACAUAAUAGUAAGUAUUCUGGAUAAAAUUGAUGAUGAUGAUAUACUGAUAGCAACUUUAAAAUGGGCUAAUGUCUGCUGUGUAAAACACGAACUGAAUCGUCAAAGGAUAUUUGCAAAAAGUAUUACAAACAAUUUGAAAAAUAUUAUCAAAUUAAGAACAAACGCAAAGGUUAUUAGUGAAGUAAUGCAGCUAACACGAAAAUUUACUUUGGAUGAUGACAUUAGAGUUGAAUUUGGUAAGGCACAUGAACACGCAAGAGAAUUAGGAUCGAAACUACUGGAGCCUCUCACUAAAUAUUUGAAAGAGAAUGCUGAUUCGGCAGUAGUGUCAGAGACAGUGUCUACAAUGGCAGCGUUAUUAGUCCGGCACGAACUAUGUUCUCUAGCUGCGGAUGCGGGUGCGUCUAACGCAUUACUGAAUGCACUAUCACAACAUUACGACAAUGCAGCUCUCGUUACCAACGCUACCAAGCUAAUCACGGCAUUGGCUGGCAACGACGAUGUGAAAAGGAAUUUGAUGAAAGCUGGUAUUGCACCCGUCAUAGUUGCUCUCUUGAAUCGGCAUGGGAGUAACGCAGUAGCCGGAGCCAUGUUGCUGAAAUGUAUAUCGGCGCUAACACUCCGUGAACCAGAUCACAGCGUGCAGUUCUUUGAUAACGACGCGCCCGAAGCUAUAGUGAAUUGUCUUAAAAUACAUCCAGAUAAUGCCGCUGUACAGAAAAAUGGAUGCUGGGCUGUUCGCAAUAUGGUGGCGAGAUGUCGCGAACAAAACCACAAGUUCCACGAACUAGGGGUGGAGUGUUUAUUGAAGGAUGCCUACAAAAAGUUUGAGAAAGAUUUCGGCUUCGACAUAAAAUCAGCGCUAAGAGACUUGGAGUGUGACGUCAAACUAGAUGAACAGUGGACAGGCAAAGGAGUACAAAUGGAAAAUUAAAUAACACUAUAAACUGACCAUUUUAAUAUUAACCCUAGGCAAUUUGGGAUAGAGAUAGGAAAGACAAUUAACGCUCUUAUUCCAUAAGGGUUAAAGAUUUUCAUGUAAUAUAAGUUAACAGCUGCACCCACUUCAAGAUUCAGUACUAGCCAUCAGUGAAAUGGUGCACUGAACUUUUAUGACAUAUAAUCUCUAAUAGUUACUAUUUGCGAGUCCUUUGACUGCAUUAACGCCAACUUAUUCUCUAUCUAAUGCAUUGCAUUUAAUAAGCUUUAUAUAAUUCUUAUUUGCUUCAAUCAGAUGUAAAAUAUUAUUAAAAUAGUAAAUAUUAAUUUU
Molecule: messenger RNA, 1865 nt
Organism: Diatraea saccharalis (sugarcane borer)
Lineage: Eukaryota; Metazoa; Arthropoda; Insecta; Lepidoptera; Crambidae
Source: the annotation of a GenBank genome assembly